Molecule: messenger RNA, 8596 nt
Organism: Heterocephalus glaber (naked mole-rat)
Lineage: Eukaryota; Metazoa; Chordata; Mammalia; Rodentia; Bathyergidae
Gene: Prkcb
Product: protein kinase C beta
Biological process (GO): protein phosphorylation
Molecular function (GO): diacylglycerol-dependent serine/threonine kinase activity; zinc ion binding; ATP binding
Source: RefSeq, a predicted model, not a curated record
UCGCGCGCCUUCCGGGCCGGCGGCCCCGGGGCCGGCACCUCGCGGGAGCCCGCUCCCCGCGCGCAAGAUGGCUGACCCGGGGCCGGCGCCGGGCGAGGGCGAGGAGAGCACGGUGCGCUUCGCCCGCAAAGGCGCGCUCCGCCAGAAGAACGUGCACGAGGUGAAGAACCACAGGUUCACCGCCCGCUUCUUCAAGCAGCCCACCUUCUGCAGCCACUGCACCGACUUCAUCUGGGGAUUCGGGAAGCAGGGAUUCCAGUGUCAAGUUUGCUGCUUUGUUGUGCACAAACGGUGCCAUGAAUUUGUCACAUUCUCCUGCCCUGGAGCUGACAAGGGCCCAGCCUCUGAUGACCCCCGGAGCAAACACAAGUUCAAGAUCCACACCUACUCCAGCCCCACAUUUUGUGACCACUGCGGUUCACUGCUGUAUGGACUCAUCCACCAGGGCAUGAAAUGCGACACCUGCAUGAUGAACGUCCACAAGCGCUGCGUGAUGAACGUCCCCAGCCUCUGCGGCACUGACCACACGGAGCGCCGCGGCCGCAUCUACAUCCAGGCCCACAUCGACAGGGACGUCCUCAUCGUGGUCGUAAGAGAUGCGAAAAACCUGGUUCCCAUGGACCCCAAUGGCCUGUCGGAUCCCUAUGUAAAACUGAAACUGAUUCCUGAUCCCAAAAGUGAGAGCAAGCAGAAAACCAAAACCAUCAAGUGCUCCCUCAACCCUGAGUGGAACGAGACAUUUCGAUUUCAGCUGAAAGAGUCAGACAAAGACAGACGACUGUCCGUGGAGAUUUGGGAUUGGGAUCUGACCAGCAGGAAUGACUUCAUGGGGUCUUUGUCCUUCGGGAUUUCUGAGCUGCAGAAGGCUGGUGUUGAUGGAUGGUUUAAGUUACUGAGCCAGGAGGAAGGCGAGUACUUCAAUGUGCCUGUGCCGCCAGAAGGAAGCGAGGGCAAUGAAGAGCUUCGGCAGAAGUUUGAGAGGGCCAAGAUCGGCCAGGGAACCAAGACUCCAGAAGAAAAGACGACUAACACUGUCUCUAAAUUUGACAACAAUGGCAACCGGGACCGGAUGAAACUGACUGAUUUCAACUUUCUGAUGGUGCUGGGGAAGGGCAGCUUUGGCAAGGUCAUGCUGUCAGAGCGGAAGGGCACAGACGAGCUCUACGCCGUGAAGAUCCUGAAGAAGGAUGUGGUGAUCCAAGAUGACGACGUGGAGUGCACCAUGGUGGAGAAACGGGUGCUGGCCCUGCCUGGGAAGCCACCGUUCCUGACCCAGCUGCACUCCUGCUUCCAGACCAUGGACCGCUUGUACUUCGUGAUGGAGUAUGUGAACGGGGGCGACCUCAUGUACCACAUCCAGCAGGUUGGCCGGUUCAAGGAGCCCCAUGCUGUAUUUUACGCUGCAGAAAUUGCCAUCGGUCUGUUCUUCUUGCAGAGCAAGGGCAUCAUUUACCGGGACCUAAAACUUGACAAUGUGAUGCUGGACUCUGAGGGCCACAUCAAGAUCGCUGACUUUGGCAUGUGUAAGGAGAACAUCUGGGAUGGGGUGACCACCAAGACAUUCUGUGGCACUCCAGACUACAUUGCCCCUGAGAUAAUUGCGUACCAGCCCUAUGGGAAGUCUGUAGACUGGUGGGCAUUCGGAGUCCUGCUGUAUGAAAUGUUGGCCGGGCAGGCCCCAUUCGAGGGAGAAGAUGAAGAUGAACUUUUCCAGUCCAUCAUGGAGCACAAUGUGGCUUAUCCAAAGUCCAUGUCCAAGGAAGCCGUAGCCAUCUGCAAAGGGCUGAUGACCAAACACCCAGGCAAACGUCUGGGUUGUGGGCCUGAAGGCGAACGUGACAUCAAAGAGCACGCAUUUUUCCGGUAUAUUGAUUGGGAGAAACUUGAACGCAAGGAGAUCCAGCCUCCAUAUAAACCAAAAGCUUGUGGGCGAAAUGCUGAGAACUUCGACCGAUUUUUCACCCGCCACCCACCAGUCCUAACACCUCCUGACCAGGAAGUCAUCAGGAAUAUUGACCAGUCAGAAUUCGAAGGAUUUUCCUUUGUUAACUCUGAAUUUUUAAAACCUGAAGUCAAGAGCUAAGUAGAUGUGUAGAUCUCCGUCCUUCAUUUCUGUCAUUCAAGCUCAACAGCUGUUGUGGUGACUUCUUUUCUUUCAUUGCCAAGUUGCAUCCAUGUUUUGUUUUCUGAUGAGCCUAGAGUGACCAUGUUUCGGAACCCAAAUGUCCUCAGGUAGUUUGGAGCAUCUCUACGAGAUGGAAUUAUGCAGAUGACAUAUAGAAAAUACUGCUGCAUAAUUGAGACAUUAUCCAAGUCUUUGUGUUCUCAGCAUGUCGGCUAAGUCAACCCAAUGGGGAGAGAAAAUGCCUGCUUUCUUUCCCUCAUUUCCUGCACUGCUGUAUUCACCCCAUCGUCCAAUCUAGAUUCUUUCCUACAAAAUGGGUAGAUGAAUCAGACGCUAGCAGUAUUCUUCCCCUUCCAGGCUUGGAACUUGGCUUGUAUCCAGGUGUAUGCUUGCUUUGCCCUGAAGGGAAUCCCUCCACUCUGCCUGUUCUGGAGGCAGCAGAGCUUUGAAAAGAACAUGCUAAAAAUAAAAAUGUAUUUUUAUUUUUUUAACUCAAAGUUAAGAAGCUUAUCUAAGUCCUUCUAAAAUUUCAGCUGUGUUUUUAGACAGUUAUGAUCUAAAAACACUUCCAGGGGUCAGAAGACAACCAGCUUUGGUACUAACCCCACAACACACACACACUGAUUCCUGGUGUUAUAUGUUCCUGGUCACCCUUGUCCCCAAACUUCUCAAAGAGGGCAUUUGGUACCAUUCCCCAGAACAACAUGGUCACUCUAGAAGGUCCCCAAGGGCCAUGGUUUUACAUUACAUUUCAAACUUUAUUUGCUUUGGGGUUUUAUUUCUGUUGUUCAAAUGCAAAAAAAAAAAAAAAAAAAAAAAAAGAAGGUUCCUCACUUUGUUACAUGUGCUUUAAAAUAUAUGUCCAGAUGUUAUUAACCACAAUGACCUGCUUUGAUUCAUCCAAGAAGAUAGCUGUGGAUCCCAGGAGACUCAUACCUGUUGGGAGAUUAUUUGUGUAGGUUUGUCAAUGGCUUUGAAAAACUAAGUGCUCUGAGAAAGAGAGCAUCUCGUGGAACAAAGAUAGUUGUAUUCUUCACUUUGAUGUUGUUUUGCAAGAUGUUUCUGGAAAUGUUCAUUUGUAUCUGGAUAUCUGUUAUGUGCCAUUUUUCUUCUAGCAUCAAGAUACAAUAAAAAGAGAAAGGAAAGAAGAAAUGCUAUUUCAAGGAAAACUACUCCCUUUGAAAAAUGUGGACCCAAACUACAAAUUAGGGCCCAAGGAAGGAACUUGGGAGAAAAGAACUAAAUCCAGAGCUCCAAUUCAGCUCCAGUGUUCCACCAGAGAGAAGGGGGCUGUGGACUAUUCAGGGACUUCUGGUGGCCUGGAGCGAGGUGGAGUGGCCUGGCUGGGGUUCUGACACAUUUCUCACCAGAGUCAAGUUCAGAAGCCAGCUGGGAAUGGCUAGGCUCUUGAUUUUCUCAUCAAAAUCACUAGACCUCCCAGCUUGGACUAACUUAACUGUUCUUUCUAGUAAGCAACUCUGUGAGCUCCCAGAAGCCCGAGCAAAACCCUUGGGUGGGAGAAAUGUCACUGCUGUCUGAAUAGAUGGGAUGACAGGGGACUCCUCGUCCUUGGCUAUCGCUUCCUGGUAGUCUUAGUUAGCCCUGCAGAGAAUUCUUAUCACAGCUCAAGAGAUUCUCAGAAGCUUCAGGGCUCCUGAGAGAUCAUCAAGGGAACUUUAAAAACCUGGCAAAUAUGCUCAAAGACUUCUCAUCCCUUAGACAACAGUGCCUCUGGUUUCGGGUUGGGCAAAGUGCCUCGAAGUCUGCUCUUUUCUGCCCUCUCAUUUCACCUUGCGUCAGGCUUGCGGACCAUCCCCGUGGUUGCCAUUGAGGUAGCGAUCUGGACCGAAGGUGAACAAUAGUGAAAUCUUACCUGACAAUUAGGAGGCUAGAGGAGGAAGGGAAUCUGGACAAAACCCCUUCACUUGAUGAUUGGGGAAACUGGCAUCUGGAGAGGGGAAGAAACUUGCCCAUGCUCGGUUAUUUGCCAUCCAACCCCAGGUGUCCUGCCCCUUCGUGCAGGACUCUUCCUGCUCUGGAACAACAUGACUAGAACCUCUGAGCUAUGCCCACCACCUGGCCAGUUAUUGAGGUCCUUCACCCUUCCUGUUGGGUUGCCAGGCCUUUCAUGGGCAUGCUCUCAGGGUAAAAAUCAUGGAGAAACACUGGCUCAUUGACCAGUGGUUUGAGACAACCUUAGAACACAAUAUAGGAUGGAUAGAUAGAUAAGUAGGUAGAUAGAUACAAUAUAGUGGAGAUAUAUAUAUUAUAUGAUGCCAUAUAUAAUAUAUAUAUAUUGCACUCUAAAUUUUCCAAAUUCUUGCCAUUAUUUUUUUCAAGUUUCAUAGUUUGCAGAAAUAGAAACUCAAGCCAAAGUCUCUGCUCCCCUAGCGUACUUUGCUGAGGGCUGGUCAGAGAAGCCUUUUGCGGAAGUGAGGAAUCAUUAAUCAGACUUCCUGCUAUUUCCUUUCUAUCAACAUUUCCAGUACAGAAGAUAUCAAGAAACAGAGCUUUCAUCAUAUAUAACCUCUGAAGAAUACUUUACAGAUUUAUCAAGGAAGAAAAAAUUAGUUUUGCGGUCAUCCAUUUAUUCUACCUUCCAUGCAUUCAGCAAGCAUUUAUUGAGCACCAAGUGUGUGCCAGGCUGAAUGCCAGCAGAACAGUGAAAACUGAUCAAGAUGCAUCAUCCCCUUCCUGUGCUUCCCCCAGCAUAGCAUCUGGUAGAAGGCCAUUCAUUACACAAGAAGUUAGAAGCGUGACAUGGUCUGGAGAGAACAUCUCUGGGUCAGGCAGGAACAACUUCUUACAAAACGAAGUUUCCAAAUGGCUUUAGGUCUCCUCUUUCCCUCUGUAGGCCACAGGUUGAGGCUGAAGGACGAGGCCCAGCAGCAGCAUCUUGACCUGGAUUUCUGUGACAAUCAUUUAAUGUGAAGGGUGGGGAAGGAGAAAGGUAGGGUGGUGGAUGGGGUGGGCUCCUCUCCAGAAAUCAUGCUUGAACAGACCACAGAGUCACAAAGCUCUGAGCAGAGACAAAUACCUGUAUUGCCUCUCUACAAGGAGAGAGGGAACUGACUUUGCAGUUUGAAUCUGAGUCCUGUGUCCCAGCUCUCAGAGAAAAUCACUCAGAUUUCUGCAAUCAUGACCCUUUCUGGCCCUGCUGGCGACAGCACUUCCCUCCAACACAUUGCCCCUGACUAGACGAAGCAUGGUUCUUCUAGCUCACGUUAGACAGGCUGAAAUUUUCCAAAAGGAUUUGAAUCAGGAAACAAUUUUUUAAAGUAAAUAGGAAAAUCCAAAGAAAUCCAAACAAAGUCCUUGUUAACCACGGCUAAUUUUCUACUGGCAUCCAAGAAUCUCCCUUUUAAUGUCUUAGACUUCUCAUUGACCUGCUCCUCUUCUAAGAAAGAAUGGGGCCAUGGUCACGGUGACCCUCUUGGGGGACUAAUAGGAGUCCAGUGGGAUUAAUAACCCUAUUGAGAUACAUGUUGCUGUUCUCAUGUGGCUUCCGAUGCUAUUAACCCAAAAGGCAUUGUCCCAACAGAAUGGACCAUUCUCUCUGAAUUCCAGGGUAAAAUUCUGAAACAUUUGCUUAAAGGAUCUUCCCACGGGACCAAGUUUGUAAAGGCAACCCCCAUGCAAAUCAGGUGGCUUCCCAAAGCAUGAGUCAUCACCAGCACCACAAAUGGGAAGGGCUUUUCCAAAGCUGGGUUGGUGAGAAGAGAAUUUCAGCUGCAUGCCCUCAGGCGGGGAAGGGCAAAGUAGGCUCGCUGAUGUGGAAGAGGCCUGAAGGAGGCCUACGUCCUGGGCCCUCAGACAGUUCAGUUCUCACUGGGACACAAAAUGGCGGUGCCCACUUGGGAGACUCUUGAGACCAAUGGAACAAAUUCCAUGAUUCUGCUUCAGGGUGAGGUCUCUGGCUCAGAGGUGGAUAUGAGCUGGCAAAAGCCGAGAAGCUCACCCUCAGUCCCAUCUUUAUUCAUUCAUUCAACAAGUAAUUGUGAACAGCCCAGUGUGUAGCAGCUGAUGUUCUUGGCAUUGGAGAUAUAGUAAAGAAGCAAACAAGGACCCUGUCCUCCAAGAGAGAACAUAAAAUAAAACAUUUUCUGAAAGCAAUAGAUGUGAUGCAGACAAUGACAAGGGUGUUAAAGUAAGGGUGACAUCAGUGGAGGGAUGCACAGGAGUUGCUCAAGUGAGAGGAGGCGCUGGAGUUUUCCUCUGGACACAGGACGUGACACAUGGAGUACCUGGUUGUGGGCCCUCCCACAGCACAGCACAGCUAACCCCGGGCGGGACAUGACGAGGCCAGAUGGGGGACACGGUAGGGAUGGCCUAUCACCCGGAAACCGGUGCCACCAGCAUCCUUAGCCUGCCCCUCUCUGGCCGUGCUAACCCAGCUGUACUUCUGAUGCCAAAUUUGUCCCCUCAUUUGCAUGUCUUCGCUCACACACCCCAAGAGGAACUAGGGGACUCCAUAGAGACAUUUUGCCUGUGUCAAGGGAGCAGCCAAAAAGAAGCAGUUUUUGUGAAAAGCUUUGCAAAAAAGAAUGAGCCCCGCAGUAAGAAAUCCUUAUUCACCAGUCCUUUCAAAGGCCUAACCCUAACCCAUGCUAGAUUCUGCAAGCGUAGUUUCUUUUUAGACCAUGAGACUGGCCAAACUGAGCCAGCCGGUCCUUACUGACCUCCCUUCUAUAACUGUCUCCAGCCAGGCAACUUGCCUGUUGCCAGUGAAUCCCAGGCAUUGUCCUCGUUUGUUCCAUAAUAAAACAGCCAUCAGGCUGUCCAUCUAGCCAGAGGGACUCCAUGGUGAUGUGGUCAGGUUAAAACCACCAACUCACUCAGCAGUAGUGAACAGGGUCACUUUAUCUACCUGUGCUCCAGUUUUCUCGUAUGCCAAGAAUGGGGAAAUGAGGACUCCAGCUCUACCUGCCCUCAGGUAGGUGAGGUGAAGAUGGGAAGAGGUGAUAGGAGGACAGGGAACCUGGAGAUGUCAGAGCAUCAUGUGGAAGACCCAUUAGCCCACUCUCUGAUGAUCUCCAAUAAGACAUGCUUCAAAUUAUUCCAGUACCCUAGAAUUGUUAACACCCCUGAUGUGCACUUUAAAAAGACAAAGAAAGAGAUGCCAGAGUCACCAGGAGAAUUGAGUUACUUCGUUUUUUAGGGCUCCCCUCCCAGAUCUUCCUGUAAGCUUUGGGUUUUGUUUCAUACAAUGUGUUGACAAGACACAUUCUAUCAGCGUCUUUGAAGAGAACCUCCGGCCAAGGAAGACCCAGAUUGUAGUCUGUGGGUAGCUUUCUGAGCAGCCCUUCAAAACUGUGACUUCACCCAUGAGUGUGAGGUGGGCAGUGGUCAGCCUCUUCUGGACCAGUGGUGUGAUCCCUCGACAUGGCUAUUCGGCCUUCUGGGAGUCCUGCAACAUUUCUCCUUUCCCAAGGAGGCCUUCUAGCCACAGGGGCCGCUAUGAGUAGAUUUUCUCUGGGACAUUCUAUCUAAUAACUAACUCUAUGACACCAUGCAUGGUAAGAAGUAGUUUACCUAUUUAAUUUCAAAGUCAAAGAGAAGACACACACCACUUUAUGGCAACCCUUAAAGAAAGUCAAUGAUUUAUAUUCUUUUGUAGAAAACAUUCACCAAGUUUUCGAUCCUGAAACCAACGUACAAUGUGAAACGGAGCUCCUAUGUGCAAUGCAGCUGCUAAAAAUUGUCAGCAUGGGGCUCUUUCUGACUCUGCUAAUGAGAUGUCACUAGCCUUCCAAUAACUGGCAUGUCUUGGUCGUUUCCUUCUUAUGCUGUGUUAAUGUGUUUGCUUUCCAUUUGGCAGAGAGACAAGCGAGACACCUCCAACUUCGACAAAGAGUUCACCAGACAGCCUGUGGAACUGACUCCCACUGAUAAACUCUUCAUCAUGAACUUGGACCAAAAUGAAUUUGCUGGCUUCUCUUAUACUAACCCAGAGUUUGUCAUUAAUGUGUAGGUGAAUGGAAACUCCAUUGCUGAUCCUGGGGUGUGAAACCUCAGGCCAAGUGUAUGUAUCAAUUCUAGUCUUCCAGGGUUCAUGGUGCAUAUGCUGGCAUUCCACUUGUGGAGAGCUUGUCUUAGAGGGCUUUUCUUUGUAUGUGUAGCUUGCUAGUUUGUUUUCUACAUUUGAAAAUGUUUAGUUUAGAAUAAGCGCAUUAUUCAAUUAUAGAGGUAAAAUUUCCCAAACUUCCAGAAACUCAUCAAAUAAACCAACAAUAUCAAAACUACUGUGUCUGACACCAAAAUGCUUCAGUAUUUGUAAUUUUUAAAGUCAGAAGCUGAUGUUCCUGGUAAAAGUUUUUACAGUUAUUCUCUAAUAUCUUUUUUGAAUGCUAAGCAUGACUGGUAUUUUUUAAAGUUGUGAGUAAGCUUUGCAGUUACUGUGAACUAUUGUCUCUUGAAGGAAAAUUUUUUGUUUAAGAAUUGAUAUGAUUAAACUGAAUUAAUACAUGCAAA